This is a messenger RNA of Drosophila takahashii, 331 nucleotides long. It is a transcript of the gene Peritrophin-15b, whose product is annotated as Peritrophin-15b. Gene Ontology annotation, cellular component: extracellular region. Lineage: Eukaryota; Metazoa; Arthropoda; Insecta; Diptera; Drosophilidae. The record is from RefSeq and is a predicted model, not a curated record. Gene Ontology annotation, molecular function: chitin binding.
UGAAGAGAGCUAUAGCACAAUGAAAGCAGUCGUAGUCCUUCUGUUCCUGGCCCUUUUCGUGGCUAUCCACGCGGAUUAUGUCUGCAAUCCUGAUGGCGAUGGAAAGCCCGACAGCUGCUUGGGACGCACUGGACAGGUUUCCCGUGACUUCUGGGAUCCCACCCACUACUGGAUUUGCGCCGGAGCCGGAGAACCAGAGCUCGCGGCGUGCGAUGACCAAACUGGGUUCGAUCCCAAGACAGGAAAAUGCGUUCCAUGGAACCUUUGGCAGUGGUAUCCACCAUGUCCCACCGAUUCCACUGACUAAUAAAAUUUGAUGUUUGAUAACCCA